AUGUCUGCUCAAUCAGGAAUUUCUGCUAGUGAAGAACUAAUCAAUUCUUUCAAAGAAUACGUGGAUGAAAAUCAUUCAAUUCUUCUAGCCACUAUCCGUGAUGAAAAAGUCAACAUUUCAGAUAUUAUUGAAGGUUCAUCUUCUUUAAAGGAUGAUUUUGAAGAGCUAAAAUCCUUAGUCACUGAUUCAGAUCCAAAAUACAUCAUUGUUAAACAUGAUUAUAAUGAAAAGCUAUACACAUUUAUAUCUUUUGUGCCCGAUUAUGCUGCUGUUAAAGAUAAAAUGUUGUAUGCGUCUUCCAAAAACACAUUGAUUAGAUCACUUGGUUCUGAAUUUUUCACCAAUUUGUUGUUUUGGAACUCUGUUGAUGAAGUUGAAUAUGAUAAUUGGAAACAUUCCGUGAAAGAUGACACAACAUCAAAUUCAUUAUCUACAAAAGAAAAAGAGUUACAAGACAUCAAAGAUUUAGAAUUCCAGACUAUUGUUAAUACUUCGACAAAGAAACAGCUAGUUGAUCAUAAAAACGAUUUUUCAUUCAAGUUCAAUUCUAACACCCAAUUAAAUCCUGAAAAUAAUGAAUUAUAUGCUUUGGUCAUUGAUAUCCCUAAGGAAGAAAUUUUUUUAUCAAAUACAACAAAAAUUUCAGAUGCAAAAGAUUUAUUAACUAAAAUUUCUUCAGAAUCUCCACAAUUCAGUAUAGUGAAAUUGAACAAUAAAAUUUACUUCAUAUAUACAUGUCCUUCAGGCUCAAAAGUUAAAGAGCGUAUGAUCUAUGCUUCAAAUAAACAAGGUGUCAUCAAUCAUUUCAAAGAAUCAUUUCCAAUUACAAAAGCUUUGGAAGUGGGUGAUGCUAUUGAGCUUGAAUUAUCAGAAUUUGAUAAUGAAGAAACUGAAACCGCUGAUGAUUCAACAACAUCUAAGCCAAAAUUCAAUAGACCUACAAGACCUGGUCGUAGAAGAUAG
Messenger RNA from Hansenula anomala, 963 nucleotides. RefSeq names its product twinfilin TWF1 (gene TWF1). Gene Ontology annotation, cellular component: actin filament; cytoplasm. The coding region runs from base 1 to 963 and encodes 320 amino acids. Gene Ontology annotation, molecular function: actin filament binding; actin monomer binding. NCBI's taxonomy places the organism in Eukaryota, Fungi, Ascomycota, Saccharomycetes, Phaffomycetales, Wickerhamomycetaceae. Gene Ontology annotation, biological process: actin filament depolymerization; barbed-end actin filament capping. The record is from RefSeq and is a predicted model, not a curated record. The transcript has a single exon.